CUACACAAAACAUGUGUUUUAAAUCCCACGUGACGCUUACAUAUUAGGCACCAACAACCCCGCAGCAGUCUUCCAACCUCUUGAACCCGACAAACCGUGAAUUACUUCUUCAUAAUAUUCUUUGAGCCUUUCAAUUUAUCGUUAAUAUGGCAUACAGCGAUUAUGAUCUCACGGGUUCUGCAAAGACUCUUGUUGAAGAGAUCAGAGACAUGAUUCAAGAAAACCCUGUGAUUGGCGAUAGGAAGCCUGGUAGUGGCCAUGAAUUCUCUGGCAAGGAAUUGUCUAGCAAGACCGCCCAGUUGGAGCAGGAGCUAAGCAAUGAGAAAUAUGCUUCUAGAUGCAAAGUCCUCCAUCUCGACCAUGGCGGAAUCAUCUACAAUAGAUCGGGUCAUUUGCUCGUUAUACCUUUGAACGGCUCUGCAGCUUUCGAGCGGACUACCUCUACACAAACGGACGAACCGUUACGGCCAUGUCAUUACCUCACGGAAACCAGGAAAAUCCGGGGGGACGAUAUCGAUGUUAUCCUUGUGGCUCUGGAGGAGAGAGAUUGAUUCAUAGUUGGGUCAGAUAGUGCGGGUUGUUGAAUGCUUAAUGAAAAAAUUAUGACAAUUAGAUAUAACAUAGGAAUCAAUAAAGCCCAUCAAGCGCUGCUUAUCAGUCUUUGACUGAUAUAUUUCUCCUUCAGAAUA
This is a messenger RNA of Aspergillus saccharolyticus JOP 1030-1, 689 nucleotides long. RefSeq lists its product as uncharacterized. Lineage: Eukaryota; Fungi; Ascomycota; Eurotiomycetes; Eurotiales; Aspergillaceae. The record is from RefSeq and is a predicted model, not a curated record. The transcript has 2 exons. Bases 147 to 551 code for a protein of 134 amino acids.